UUUUCCGUUGACAGUCUGCAGUCACUCCUGUUGUGCAGUCGGAGCGCGCGCACGGCCACAGGGACGCGGCGGGGAUGACAGCGCGCCUCUCGUUCUCUCAGUACCGCUUAGAGGCGGAGGUUGAGCGCUGCCGAGCCGAGUGUCAGUGGGAUAAAAUACCGGCUUUAGUGGAGCAGCUCGCUUUAGCACGGAUACAUGAGGAUGAUGAUUACGGGACACUGCUGUUGGCAGAAGCUCUGUUAGAGGAGUGUCUGCUGGAGAACGUGACCCUGCUGAAGAAUUCAACGCCUUUGACGGAGCAAUCCCAGCCCAAGCUAGCCAAAGCCAAAGCUCACCUCGACAGCAUCCUCAACAAGGGGCGUCUGGAGCCGAGAUACUUGAAUGAAGCUCUGCUCCUGUUGGUGAAGGUGCACUAUGUACAGGGUCGCUACAGGGAUGCUCAGGGCAUGUGUGCCAAAGCUGGAGUCGAUGAUUUCAUACGGCAGGAGCAGCCUCUCUACCAGCUGCGCAUGCUGGCUGAGGCAUUUGUCAUAAAAGGUUUGUCUAUAGACCAUCAGCGUCUGUCCGGUGCUUCCCGUAUUCGACUGUCUGAGAAAGAUGAAGAAUGCCUGGCCUGUUACCUCAUGGCCUGUGAUGCUGGCCUGUUGUACCUGCAAGAGCUGGACAAGACUGUAACCACGCCAAGCUCCAAAACAACUAAGAGCGGCUCAUCUGCCCCUGCCUGCGAUGUGGACCCAGGUUUCUUUCUUCAAGCUGCCCUUCAAAGUGCAUACCUGUCUCUGCUGCACAAAGGUCACUUGGCUCAGGGGACACACCAGCUGCGGAGGGUCAUGAGGGUUGUUGAGAGUCGGGGCUCUCAAAGUUUUAGGAAGAAAGUAGCAUGCAGACUUGCAGAAGUGUUGUUGACUUCAGUGAGUGAAGAUGCUUACUGGAUUCCACUGACACCUCCACCACCAGACUGGCUGAACAGAGAGGGAAUCACACAGCCUAAAGAUGCCAUGUACCCCUCCUCCAGACCACCACAGAGCUACAGCACUGAAGGAAGUUUCUGUCCACAAGACGUUGUUGAAGAAGCGGUGCUUCUGCUCCUCAUCACAGAAUCUAUGGCCAGCGUUGAGGCAGUGAUCAGCCGUACACCAGAGCAUCGGGAGGAGAGAGAGAGCAGCAUCCAGGAUGCUACCUCUGUGUAUGACCUGCUAAGCAUUGGUAUGGCCAGAAGGGGGCAGUACUCCAUGCUAUCACAGUGUUUGGAGCGGGCCAUGAAGUUCUCCUAUAAUGAGUUUCAUCUUUGGUACCAGCUUGGCUUGUCUUUGAUGGCAAGCGGGAAGAAUGAAGGGGCUGUGUCUGUACUUAAAGAAUGUGCUGCAAUGAGACCACAGGACCCCACACCACCUCUGCUAGCGGCCAAAGUGUGCAUUAAUCAUCUGCACUGGCUGGAGGAGGCGAUGUCUCUCGUAGGACGUGUGGUUGGUUUAGGAGAAUGUGCCGGUGAAUCUCUUCCUCGAGCUCAUCUCGCCAUAGGCCUGUGUCGCAGUCUGCAGGCCUCCGAUGCCACUGUGAAAGCCGAUCGAGACGAAUUUAACAGAAGAGCACUACAGUCACUACGAAAAGCGCAGGCACUGGACCCUCAGGAUCCUCAGAUAUCUUUCUACCUCUCUCUACAGCUCGCCCUGGUCCGACAGGUUUCAGAUGCAAUGGAGCCAUUGCAGUCGGCUCUGAAUAUACAUAGUGAUGACCUCCACUCUCUACAUCUGCUGGCUUUACUGCUCAGUGCACAGAAACACUACCAGCAUGCCCUGGACACACUUAAACUCGCUCUUAACCAAUACCCAGAUGACUUUAAUCUCCUCUUUACCAAAGUAAAGCUGGAAGAGGCUUUAUUUGGCCCCGGAGUAGCUUUACAGACCUGUGCAGAGAUGCUGGAGCUGUGGCAGAGUCGCUUUGACUUGAUCCGACCCAGCGAAGAAGAUGACAAUAGUAGUACACCUCCAGAUCCAGGCCCAUUGAGCAAAAAACCCAGCGGCCUCCACCUCGCGCUGCCAGAUUUUCAGGAGACAGAGACUGGGUCUCAGAGCGCUCUGUCUUUAGCUGUGUCCCGUCUGGAGCAGGCCAUGUCUGAGGUGUCAAUCCAUAGCUCAACCCACAGACAGGGCCCCGCCUACAUUUGGACCACUCUGGAACGCAUCUGGCUGCAAGCAGGAGAGUUGUUCAUCGCAGACGGCAGAAGGAAGGAAGCUCAGUUUUGUGUGCAGGAGGCAGGAACUCUUUUCCCCACCUCACAUUCAGUGUUACUGCUGAAGGGCCGACUGGCUGAAGUCAGGGGCAAUGACACGGAGGCCAAGACCCUUUAUGACGAAGCUCUCGCCAUCAACCCGAGAGGACAUCGCAUACUGCUGCACCUAGGGAAGUUGUUGGUACGCAAAGGUCGUGUGGAUCUCGGGGAGAAGAUGCUAAGGGAUGCGAUACAAAUCCAGAACACAGCACACGAGGCCUGGAGCAGCCUGGGGGAGGCGCUGCAGAGAAGAGGUAGCCCACAGGCUCCCGACUGUUUCCUUACUGCACUGGAGCUGGAGUCCAGUUGUCCAAUUCGACCCUUUACCAUCAUACCACGAGAACUGUGACUUAUUUAUUUCAGUUAACUCGUCAAUUAAGAAAAAAUGCUUCCCUGCCAAUGACGAGUUUUUCAGGCAAUCCGUAUUUCCACUAUUAUCCACCAGGUGGCGCUCUUACCCAACCCGGAAGCAACCCCUCACAUCAAACAGUUCAAACUCAAUGUUUUGAUGAUCGCUCUGAAUUUGAUUUCUAUCAGAAGUCUUUCACAAAAAUGCACUUAUUUUAGCUUUGUGCUCAAAAUUUUGUAUUUUUAAAUUUUAAAGAAACCUACCCAUAUUUGAGAGGUCAUAAAAAGAGAACAAGUAAAGAUAGGAUAGGACGUUU
This is a messenger RNA of Misgurnus anguillicaudatus (oriental weatherfish), 2937 nucleotides long. RefSeq names its product tetratricopeptide repeat domain 7A (gene ttc7a). Gene Ontology annotation, cellular component: plasma membrane. Lineage: Eukaryota; Metazoa; Chordata; Actinopteri; Cypriniformes; Cobitidae. The record is from RefSeq and is a predicted model, not a curated record. Gene Ontology annotation, molecular function: protein binding. Gene Ontology annotation, biological process: protein localization to plasma membrane; phosphatidylinositol phosphate biosynthetic process.